Molecule: messenger RNA, 1330 nt
Organism: Mus musculus (house mouse)
Lineage: Eukaryota; Metazoa; Chordata; Mammalia; Rodentia; Muridae
Gene: Cd3d
Product: CD3 antigen, delta polypeptide
Exons: 5
Coding region: 101-622 (173 amino acids)
Biological process (GO): T cell receptor signaling pathway; cell surface receptor signaling pathway; immune system process
Cellular component (GO): plasma membrane; membrane; T cell receptor complex
Molecular function (GO): MHC class II receptor activity; transmembrane signaling receptor activity; identical protein binding
Source: RefSeq, marked validated
UUUUUCUGAAUACCCAUGAGUCUGUUGGCGGAGGAUAGUGCUAACCCUGGCUGAUCAUCCUGUGGCUUGCCUCUAUUUGUUGCAUGAUUCCCUCUGGAAGAUGGAACACAGCGGGAUUCUGGCUAGUCUGAUACUGAUUGCUGUUCUCCCCCAAGGGAGCCCCUUCAAGAUACAAGUGACCGAAUAUGAGGACAAAGUAUUUGUGACCUGCAAUACCAGCGUCAUGCAUCUAGAUGGAACGGUGGAAGGAUGGUUUGCAAAGAAUAAAACACUCAACUUGGGCAAAGGCGUUCUGGACCCACGAGGGAUAUAUCUGUGUAAUGGGACAGAGCAGCUGGCAAAGGUGGUGUCUUCUGUGCAAGUCCAUUACCGAAUGUGCCAGAACUGUGUGGAGCUAGACUCGGGCACCAUGGCUGGUGUCAUCUUCAUUGACCUCAUCGCAACUCUGCUCCUGGCUUUGGGCGUCUACUGCUUUGCAGGACAUGAGACCGGAAGGCCUUCUGGGGCUGCUGAGGUUCAAGCACUGCUGAAGAAUGAGCAGCUGUAUCAGCCUCUUCGAGAUCGUGAAGAUACCCAGUACAGCCGUCUUGGAGGGAACUGGCCCCGGAACAAGAAAUCUUAAGAUGGAGGUUUCUCAAAGUGCCAUAGCAACGGCGCCUUCCCCUGUGAUCAACCAAUAAAGACGUUUCCUUCCGUCGGCAGGCGCCUGUGUUUUCCAAAGCAUGGAUUGAGAGUUGUCUUAGCUUGGCUGAGUUCUGCCCACCCGUGGCCCCUCACUUCUGGCUUCCUCUCCUCAGACCCAGACAGGCAGUACGAGGGACAGCUUCCCAUCCUGGCCCCUUGGCAUUUCUAACCCUGUGGGUUUCCUGUGGGCAGGGUCAGCCCAGCCACUCUGCUUCAUUGCCUGUUGGUUCCAGUCCCUAUCAUAACAACUUCCGGGAUUUUGCUGCCUUACCACAGCCCAAAGCAGGCUGUGGUGUUUAGAAGCUGAGCCACAAAGAAGUUUCCAUGACAUCAUGAAUGGGGGUGGCAGAGAAGAAUAUUGGGGCUCAGAGGGUGUGUGUGUGUGUGUGUGUGUGUGUGUGAGUGAGAGAGAGAGAGAGAGAGAGAGAGAGAGAGAGAGAGAGAGACAGACAGAGAGACAGAGAGACAGAAAGACAGAAAGACAGAAAGACAGAGACAGAGCUGUCAAGAAUUUUCUUCUCACUUCGUGGGUUCUGGGGAUUGUACUAAGGUCAUGAGGCUUGUGUGGCAAGCACCCUUACCCACUGAGCCAUCUUGCCUGCCCUCAUCCUCAAAUUAAUUAAAAAUAAAGAACAUGAUGAAUUCC